This is a messenger RNA of Salarias fasciatus (jewelled blenny), 4185 nucleotides long. RefSeq names its product CAP-Gly domain-containing linker protein 4. Gene Ontology annotation, molecular function: microtubule plus-end binding. The coding region runs from base 119 to 2311 and encodes 730 amino acids. NCBI's taxonomy places the organism in Eukaryota, Metazoa, Chordata, Actinopteri, Blenniiformes, Blenniidae. The record is from RefSeq and is a predicted model, not a curated record. Gene Ontology annotation, cellular component: cell cortex; nucleus; microtubule plus-end. The transcript is spliced from 16 exons. Gene Ontology annotation, biological process: cytoplasmic microtubule organization.
UUGGCUUUCCAGCAUCCUCUCCGACUUGCCGGAAACUAAAUCCGCGCGUGGCUUGUCAUCUUCCUCAUGAGCGACUGGAAGCAGGCAGUCCUGUAAAGCUGCAGGUCCUGAGGGGGACAUGACAAAGGAGGAUGUUUCAGAGCCAGUGGAAGGGGACGCCGUCCUGGGCUGCUGCGCCAGACUCCCUUCUCACCAGCGGCCGGUCAUCCACCAGGUGGCCUCUGCACCCAUGCCCAGCGACUGCGAGUUCUCCUUCUUUGAUCCCAGCGAGCCACAAUGCAGGGAGGUCCUUCUGGACCCCUGUACCACCAUACCGGAGCUGUUUGCGGUGCUCAGGCAGUGGGUUCCUCAGGUGCAGAAGAACAUCAGCCUCAUCGGCACAGAGAUCCUGAAGAGAGGCGGCGGAGUGAACGACCGAGACGGCCUGACAGACAUGAGCCUCCUGCACUACUGCUGCAAGGCCGGCGCCCCGGGCAUCGGCGACGCGGAGACGGCGGCCGGCUUCGCCCGCCAGCUCCUGGCCGCCGGCGCCGAUCCCAACCUCCGCUCGCGCUGGACCAACAUGAGAGCCCUGCACUACGCCGCCUACUUCGACGUGCCGCAGCUCAUCCGCGUGGUGCUGCAGGCCUCGCAGCCCGGAGACAUCGAUGCCACCUGCAGUGACUUUGACUUCGGCACAGCUCUGCACAUCGCCGCGUCCAACCUGUGCACCUCAGCGGUCAGAUGUCUCCUGGAGCUGGGAGCCAAUCCUGCAUUCAGGAACGAGAAAGGACAGUGCCCAGCGGACGUGGUGCCCGACCCCCUCGACAUGCCCCUGGAGAUGGCGGACGCGGCGGCGGCGGCCAAGGAGCUGCACGCCUUGCUGAGGCAGGCCCUGCCCAGACCCAGCUCGCCUCUGCCGCUCACGCUGCUCGCUCAGUCGCUCCCGCCGGCGCUCUCCGACAAGGCCAGGAUCCAGCUGGCCUCCAUGGGGAUCCGGCUGGGUGACAGGGUGGUGAUCGCUGGACAGAAGGUUGGAACUCUGAGAUUCUGCGGCAGCACCGAGUUCUCCGGUGGCCUCUGGGCCGGAGUGGAACUGGACAAACCCGAAGGAAAGAACGACGGCUCGGUAGCAGGGGUUCAGUACUUCACCUGCCGGAUCAAACACGGAAUUUUUGCUCCGUUGUCCAAAAUAAGCAAGCCUUCAGAAAGACACAGAAGCAGCACAGUGAAGACGUCCACCCCCAUCCGCCCCCCUCGCCGCAUCGACCUGUCCCGCAUCACCUCGAAGAUCAACACCGGGUUAUCUCUCACUGUUACAAACACACCCGAUAUGCAAAACGGCCCACCUGGUCACAGUCAAGGUGAAGAAGCCGACAUAAAGACAGGAGUCUCCCGCUCCCUCUCGUCUUCCUCCUCCUCUCUGGAUUCUCGGCACGGACCGGCCGCCCGGCCCCGCCCCUUCCCGAGGCAGCGGCUGCCCCCCAGGCAGAGGAGGGAGCGGGCGUCCCCCAGUCCCAGGACGACGCCCUCCCCGGCCCUCCGCUCGUCCCCUGGGACCACGACACUCUCCACUGCAGGUCCUCGAAGCCGAACCCCCUCGGGCAGCAGCUCCCUGUGUGAGGGCUCCGAGGUUCGCCUGGGGGAGCGGGUACUGGUCGUGGGUCAGAGGACCGGUGUGGUCCAGUUCUAUGGAAAGACCAGCUUUGCUCCAGGCCUCUGGUUGGGAAUCGAACUGGACAAGCCAAGCGGUAAAAACGACGGCUCGGUGGGGGGCGUGAGGUACUUCUCCUGCCCUCCGAAGCACGGGGUCUUUGCUCCUCCGUCUCGUGUUCAAAGGAUCCACGGAUCUGUUGAUUGCCUUUCCGAGCUCACCUCGGCGCGCCUCAGCCACUCGUUCAGCGGGACGAUUCGCCGCAGCUUCAGCACCUCGUCGGCCAUAGCCGCCCCGAAGGAGACGAGCAGGAGGAGCCCUGCUGCCAGGAGUCGCUCUAAUCCUCACCGCCGCCGCUGGAGCGCGCUCAGCGGGAGCCGGACGGGAGACUCCAGCCCGUCGCCCGGCCUCGAGGGCCAGGUCCGCCUCCACGUCGGCAUGCAGGUCCUGCUGAGCAGCGCCAACGAGAUGGCCUCCAUCCGCUACCUGGGCACGGCGGAGUUCGCCCCGGGCCUCUGGCUGGGCCUGGAGCUCCGGAGCCCCAAGGGCAAGAACGACGGCUCGGUGGGCGGGCGCCGCUACUUCAGCUGCCGGCCCGGCCACGGCGUGCUGGUGCGGCCCAGCCGGGUCACCUACCGGGGCAUCAACGGCUCGCGCCUGGUGAACGAAAACAGCUGAAGAAGACAGAGAAAUGGACCGAGGGGGGGGUUAACCAUCAAUUUUUGACAUAAAUAGGUGACAAAAAGCACUUUAUUGAGCUAACAUCUUAAGAGUUUUCUUUUUUUUUUUUUUUUUUUGCUAAAAUGAGCGGUCUUAAUAAGACAUUAAACUCUGCACUACUUCCAAACUGAUUGCACUGUUGAGACAUCGAUGUGAUCGACUAGAAUAAGAACGAGCGGACUGAACGGACGUGCACACCUGGAAACCAAUUUUCUAAACUCGGAGUCGGAAGUUUGAUCACAUCCGCUGAGAUUUUUAUCAGAUAAUUUAAAAGCUAUCAUUAUACCGUGUAACCAAAAGUGUGCAUGAGCAUACGGGCGCGUGCAUGCGGAGACUAAUUAAGAGCACUUUGAAACGAGCGAUUGAUUUCACAGGAGAUGUGGGAAGACUUGACGGAUGCCGCGUCAGAACCAGAUAUUUUCCUUCAUGAAGCAGCGCCGGGGGUCGAUAGAUUUAAUUAAACUUCCGCCGUAUGACAGCCACACAAGCAGAGGUUCUGUUCUUUUCUGUCCGUCUGUCUCGUAACGCAGGUGAAGGACGGAGUCUGCCCUUCUGUUUCCGAGUAGCAAGAGGCUAACGACCCUGCUUGUAGUCGGGAUAGAGAUGAGGUUUAGUCACAUCUCAUGAGAAAUUAAAUUUUCACUUCAAAAACACAUUAACUUCAUCUGGGAACACCCUUGAUGGAGGACGCCUCAAUUUCCGCGCCAUUAUUUUUCACAUUUGGAGAAUUUUGCGUCAAGCAUUCUUUUUUUUCGACUAAGCAAAGACUGUUAUUACAUUUCAACCAGCUCUGAGAUGGUUUUUAAAGCUGCCAGUGUGAGAAACUUCAAACUUCCUUCACCCUCUCCACCACACCUGUGGGGAUUUUCCUCCAAGUGAAACGAUUUCAGACGUGGCAGCUAAGUAUGGCUGUCCAAGACAAUGAGGGAAUGUUCCUAACGGCAGCAGAGGAGCUUCAAAAAGGUCUUCAUAUGCAGGGUUUUCUUCCACUCUUGCUGUUGUUGGUACAGUUAAAACCAACCCAUUGAUAAAUCUGACUGCAUUCUGCCUCAUUUUCACCUUGAAUUCCCAGAACCCAUUGAUUCUGACCUGUUUAACCUGCCAGUGAAUCUUCUAAAUUUGCCAUUUCCUGCAUGUUCCCAACUUCGAUCUCGACUCCAGAAGCCUCCCAGUGUUCUACAGUCGUCAGUGUUUUUGUGGAGGAACAUGAGAUGGAGCUCAUUCCAACUGAUUCCUGAAUUAACCGAAUCCACGGAACAUAUGAUCAUGCAGAAGUUUUCAGCGUUGGAGUUUGCAUCUGAUUAGAUUUUGCUCGAGAACUAGACGUUGAUUAUUGCGCAUGUGGAAAAACAGGCCCACUGUUUGGUAAAACACUCAUGUACCAUCCAAUUAGUUGCAUGCGGUCCACAACAGUGGUUUUGCAGAGUCUCCAGUGGCCUUGUCUCAUUGAUCCGUCUUCCCCCACGUGAUUGAAAAGCAGCAGUGGUCUCCGAGCGCAAGGUUGCGUGAAAUAUCUGCCACAAAUGAAGUGAAGAGAGAGAAAAAAAAAAUGUCUUCCCAAAGUAUUCAUUAAAUUUCCUCUUCAAAAAUAGCUUCUUGUUUAUAACUCGAGGCAAACAGCUUGUGCAGCAUUUGUAACAAUUCCACCUCUCAGAUGUGGAUUUCAAGUGCAUCACGAGCCCAGUUUUUACUUUCCUGACGCGCGUGAUCGUCUUUUUUUGUGAGGGUGUAUUGAGUUAUGUGGGUGUGCAACACAACGGUUUCAUCUGAUCCAUUUACAUGUUGUGCGGGGGGGGAGAAAGCAAACAGUAUUUGUAAAAUAAAAAGUCUAU